Molecule: messenger RNA, 3904 nt
Organism: Danio aesculapii
Lineage: Eukaryota; Metazoa; Chordata; Actinopteri; Cypriniformes; Danionidae
Gene: ror2
Product: receptor tyrosine kinase-like orphan receptor 2
Exons: 9
Coding region: 239-3058 (939 amino acids)
Biological process (GO): cell surface receptor protein tyrosine kinase signaling pathway; protein phosphorylation; multicellular organism development
Cellular component (GO): signaling receptor complex
Molecular function (GO): ATP binding; transmembrane receptor protein tyrosine kinase activity; protein binding
Source: RefSeq, a predicted model, not a curated record
AUUAGGAUACGUUUGGGAACACUUGAACGGGAUCAACGGCGGUCGACGAACACCUUUACGGCUGAGCGGGAUGAAACGCGUUUUUGUUUUGCAAACGAACCACCAAAAAGAGUUUCAUUCAGUGCACACUUGAGACUUUGGGGGAAGCGCGUUUCGUCCGCACGCACACACUCAGUUAUCACUCGUGGAGAGUUUGGAAGUUGUUACACUGAUUCCCAAAUCCAGCUGCAUCAGAGGAAUGUUCCCUGUAAGGAUGUAUCAUAUAUUGAGGAUUACAACUGGAGCUCAUCUGGUGGCCACGCUCAUCUUUUUUGCAACGUUUGCAUAUGCAGAGGCUGACGUGAACCUGUUGGAGUCUGGAGAGAUUGAGGCUCUCGCGGAGGCCCAAAGUGGAGGUCUGCCAACACCUGAAGGAUAUUACCUGGAGUUUCUGGAGCAGCCAAACAAUAUAACUAUAGUGCAGGGUCAGACGGCCACGUUACACUGCAAAGUAGCAGGGCACCCAAGGCCCAGUAUCCGUUGGCUGAAGAACGACGCUCCGGUGGUGCAGGAACAGGGCCGAGUCUCCAUCCGCAAGACUGAGGCGGGAUCCAAACUCCGCAUUCAGGACCUGGACACCACCGACACCGGAUACUACCAGUGUGUGGCCACCAACUCCAUCAAGGUCAUUUCAGCAACUGGAGUGCUGUAUGUGCGACUAGGCAAUACAGGACAGUCGCCGGCCCACGGAGCUGAGGAUUCGACUCAUGAGAAGGGCUUCUGCCAGCCGUACAGAGGCAUAGCUUGUGCUCGCUUCAUUGGAAACAGGAGCAUCUACGUAGAGUCUCUACAGAUGCAGGGAGAAAGUGAAAACCGCAUCACUGCGGCCUUCACGAUGAUUGGCACCUCGACGCAGCUCUCUGACCAGUGCUCUGAGUUUGCCAUCCCAUCCUUCUGCUAUUAUGUCUUCCCGUUAUGUGAGGAGGGCACGAGAGGUCCGCGCCGGCGCCAGCUGUGCCGGGACGAGUGCGAGGCUUUGGAGAAUGACCUGUGCAAUGCGGAGUACACCAUCGCACGCUCCAACCCGCUGAUCCUCAUGCAGCUGGAGCUGCCCGUCUGCAGCCUGCUCCCACACCCCGGAUCACCCGACGCCUCCAGCUGCAUCCGCAUCGGCCUGCCGCCACAAUAUUCACCCCCAAAUCACAGCUGUUACAAUGGAAGCGGCGGCAACUACAAAGGCACAGUCAGCGUCACCAAAUCGGGCUUCCAGUGUCAGCCCUGGAGCACGCAGUAUCCACACAGCCAUCACUUGAGCCCUAUCGAGUACCCUGAACUUAGAGGAGGACACAACUUCUGCAGGAACCCUGGAGGGCAAAUGGAGAGCCCGUGGUGCUUCACGUUGGACCCGAAUGUUCGAGUGGAUCUCUGCGACAUUCAGCCCUGCAAUCCUCCGGAGAAAAUGAAAAAGGAGCUCCUGUACAUCUUAAUCCCGAGUGUAGCCACUCCUCUUGUUUUUGCCUGCUUGUUCUUCUUGAUCUGCAUGUGCCGCAACAAACAGAAGGAGUCUGUUGACACUCCAACACGCAGACAGCUCACGGCCUCGCCGAGUCAGGAGAUGGAGCUGCCGCUGCUUAAUCAGCACAAACAUCAGGCAAAGUUACGAGAACUCAACUUGUCAGCAGUUCGAUUCAUGGAAGAACUUGGAGAGGAUCGUUUUGGAAAGGUCUACAAAGGUCACCUCUAUGGUACAGCACCAGGAGAACAGACCCAGGUGGUGGCUAUAAAGACGGUCAAAGACAAGGACGAGGGACCACUGCGGGAAGAGUUCCGGCAUGAGGCGAUGCUCCGCUCCCGUCUGCAGCAUCCCAAUAUUGUCUGCCUUCUAGGAGUGAUAACAAAAGAACAACCAAUGAGCAUGAUCUUCAGCUACUCGGGCCAAGGAGAUCUCCACGAGUUCCUGGUCAUGCGUUCGCCGCACUCUGACGUCGGCAGCUCGGAUGAUGACAAAACGGUUAAAUCCACACUGGAGCAGGCCGAUUUCCUGCACAUCGUCACACAGGUAGCAGCUGGAAUGGAGUAUCUUUCCAGUCACCAUGUGGUGCACAAAGAUCUGGCCGCUCGAAACAUUCUGGUUUGCGAUAAGCUCAAUGUUAAGAUCCUGGACCUCGGGUUGUUCAGAGAGGUCUACUCCGCGGACUACUACAAACUUAUGGGUACCAGUCCCUUCCCAAUCCGCUGGAUGUCCCCUGAAGCCAUCCUAUAUGGGAAGUUCUCAACCGAUUCCGACAUCUGGGCCUACGGCGUAGUGCUUUGGGAGAUCUUCAGCUACGGCCUUCAGCCUUACUGUGGCUACUCGAAUCAAGAUGUGAUUGAGAUGGUACGUAACAGACAAGUGCUCUCUUCCCCAGAUGACUGUCCAGCCUGGAUCUACACACUGAUGCUAGAGUGCUGGAACGAGUUUCCCACAAGAAGACCACGAUUUAAAGACAUCCACGCACGAUUGCGCACAUGGGAGAGCUUGUCCAACUACAACAGCUCCGCUCAGACCUCAGGAGCAAGCAACACCACUCAAACCAGCUCCCUCAGCACGAGUCCCGUCAGUAAUAUCAGCAAUGCCCGCUAUGUUAGUUCCAAGAAGUCAUCACCCUUUCCUCAGCCUCAGUUUGUGUCCAUGAAAGGCCAGAUGCGGCCAAUGGUACCACCUCAACUCUACAUCCCAGUCAAUGGCUAUCAGCCAAUGCCGGCUUACCCGUAUCUCCAGAACUUCUACCCCAUGCAGAUGCCCAUGCAGAUGCCGCCUCAGCAGAUGCACCCACAGAUGGUGGCCAAGGCUGGGUCGCACCACAGCGGCAGCGGCUCCACCAGCACUGGAUACGUGACCACAGCACCAUCAAAUGGAUCAGGCACAGAUAAAGUCGCCCUUAUGAAUGAUGACCUGAAGGCAACGGAGGAUGAUUUCGCAGAUGGGGCGUCUCAGAAAGGCCUACACCAUGAGGACCUGUCGGUUCCAGAAACUGAGCUCCUGGGGGACAAUGACAGCCCGCACAUGGAGGACAAUGAAAUCAACUCUGACGCAUAAGACGAUCUUAUUUUUUUAGCCAGAUGAGAAGAAUGGUUCUCUGCUAUGUAAUGAUUGGAUCUUUUUCUCUGAUCUACAGGUUUAAAAAGUGAAGGGAAACCAGUAAGUGACACGUGGAUGUUGUGUUAUUUAUGGGGUUUUAUUUGUGUUAUCGGCAGCCACUGAUGGAUGAGGACACAUUAGGUUGUUGGAGAUAUUUUUCUACGAGAUUUCAGCUUGUGAGCUGGAGUUUUUCCAGUCUAUGAUGAAGAAUUGAACGUUCAGACUUUCUGCACUGGGGUCGCUAGAUGAUGUGAUCCAGUCUACAACAAUGGACUUUUUGUUGGUCUGGUUGUUUUAAUCAAAUUGUUGCAAAGCUGUUCAGAAGAAUGCAUGUUCUUACUGUUGCUGUGCAACACCAAACAUCAUUUCAAGAAUUUUUGUGGGUAUUAUUCAUUAAUGUUACCACUUCAUAUAUGGCAGCAUCAUCGAGAACAAGAGUUCAAUUCUUUUACUUCAUUAACGAGCCUUUACGUUUAAUGGGUUUCUUGCUUGAGGGCACUGGUAAGUGAUCACGCAUCAUGAAAUUGAACUAUAAAAGACAUUGAUGCUCAAUUGUCCAGUUUUAGAAGUUGCUUUUAUAAAAAUGUUGUAAAGAUUUGUAAUUUAUGCCAUUUGAUUGUAUUGAAGAAGUGUAACUGGUGUGUAAUGUUCUUAUGCCUCAUUUUUAAGCAGAUUUUUUAGCCUUUAGUAUUACUUUAAAAGUCAUCCCAACCAGAAACUUGCUUUCUAUCAAGAUGUUAACAAACAUUAAUCCUACAUUUUGUCAUCCAGCCAUGCGCAGAUACAAUAAAGUAAUACAUCUUA